[Candida] anglica is the source of this 387-nucleotide messenger RNA. NCBI's taxonomy places the organism in Eukaryota, Fungi, Ascomycota, Pichiomycetes, Serinales, Debaryomycetaceae. The record is from the annotation of a GenBank genome assembly.
AUGUCACGCGACGUAUUUGCCCUUCUUAAAGCUCUGAACGGUACUAAGCCCACGACAAAGGCUAAAACGUUAGCCAGUGGUGCUGGUGGGGAGAAACCUAAGAAGGAGAUCGGUCCAGUGACACUUCUUACCAACAACACUUCUAAAUCUAAAUGGAGUGUUAAGGGCAGUCAUCUUAUUUCAAAGACUCCAAUAGAUGGUCUUACUGGAAAUUGGAGCCUGACGGAAAUCCGAGUGGCAGCAUUUGAUCUAGACAGCACUCUUGUGGAGACAACACCGGGUCAGAAAUUCGCUCGUCAUGCUGGGGAUUGGAGAUGGUUCAAUAAGUUUUUGAUCCAUUUCAUCGUGCUUCAAGACUCCUGUCGGUGCUUGUGCCAGUGCCGUUGA